This is a messenger RNA of Brettanomyces bruxellensis, 909 nucleotides long. It is a transcript of the gene PIR1, whose product is annotated as protein containing internal repeats. NCBI's taxonomy places the organism in Eukaryota, Fungi, Ascomycota, Pichiomycetes, Pichiales, Pichiaceae. Bases 1 to 909 code for a protein of 302 amino acids. Gene Ontology annotation, cellular component: fungal-type cell wall. Gene Ontology annotation, biological process: fungal-type cell wall organization. The transcript has a single exon. The record is from RefSeq and is a predicted model, not a curated record. Gene Ontology annotation, molecular function: structural constituent of cell wall.
AUGCAGUUCUUGAAACUUUCUGUCGCCGUUGCUCUUGCCAGCGGUGCACUCGCUGCUUAUGUUCCAACUGAGCCAUACACUACUCUUACACCAUCUGCUACAUUGAAGGGAGGUCUCACCGAUUACCCUUCUACCUUUGGUAUUGUUGUCGAUCCAGUUUCCACUUCUUCAUCUUCUGCCAAGAAGGUCCGCAGAGAUGUUGCCUCCCAGAUUGGUGAUGGUCAAAUCCAGGCUACUACUGCAACCACCACUUCAGUCAAGGCUACAUCUGCCCAGGUUGUCUCUCAGAUAACCGAUGGUCAGAUCCAGGCUACCACUGCUACCAAGGCCAAGACUACUGCUGAGGUUGUUUCGCAAAUCAAUGACGGACAGAUUCAGGCCACCACUGCCACCAAAUCUAAGACCACUGCUGCUGUCGUUUCGCAGAUUGGUGAUGGUCAAAUUCAGGCUACCACUUCUACCAAGUCCAAGGCUACUGCUGCUUCUCAAAUCAGCGAUGGCCAGGUCCAGGCUUCCACUGCCUCAACUGUCAGCGGUGCCUCCCAGGUCAGUGAUGGUCAGGUCCAGGCUACAAGCACUACUUCUGCAGAGAGCGGUGUUGAUCUUCAAUCUUGCAGAACCAGCGACUCUUUGGCCAUGACUUUGGAGGAUGGUAUUUUGAAGGAUUCUCAUGGAAGAAUCGGUUCCAUUGUUGCCAACCGCCAGUUCCAAUUUGACGGCCCACCACCUCAGGCUGGUGCCAUCUACGCUGCCGGAUGGUCUGUCUCUCCAGAUGGAUACUUGGCUCUCGGUAACAGCACUACUUUCUACCAGUGCUUGUCUGGAACCUUCUACAACUUGUACGACGAGUCCAUUGGAGCCCAAUGCCAUGCCGUUAAGUUGGAGGUUGCUAACUUGGUUGAGUGUUAA